Molecule: messenger RNA, 5547 nt
Organism: Bursaphelenchus okinawaensis
Lineage: Eukaryota; Metazoa; Nematoda; Chromadorea; Rhabditida; Aphelenchoididae
Source: the annotation of a GenBank genome assembly
AUGUACAUCUUUGUACUGUUAUUGUAUUCGUACUCGGUUUGUGUACGAGCGAAAGUAAGUGAUACUCAUCAGUUUUUUUACUUUUAUCACCCAGAUGUUACAGUAGCAGUCAAAAACUUAAAAGAUAAAUUUUAAGUUUACUUACUUAAAAUGUGUAACAUGUCAUAAAGUUAUAAGUAACAUUUUCAGAGUGAUGUUCCAGCCUCUUAUAUUCAAAUUGACUGGUAUAACUUGAUUCCCUCGGGCGCGGUGUGCCGCCACUUCCAGCUCGAAUACUACCCACCUACAGGAUCUCCACCAUCACAUUCUCUCUUCGCCCCUCAAGUACUAAACGUCACCAUCGAAGAUACUAUCCCAGCCACAGAAUAUUAUGUCAAUGUAACUGCCCUGGUCGAGCCUGGAUACAAACGGCUGUUACUCAGUAAUCUGCUCAUAUCUUGUAAGUUUUUUAUUUUUUUGUUAACAUUUGUUCCAGAUUAUUGUGUUACCUGUAGUUUGGUGUAUUAAACUAACUUUUAGGUAUUGAGCAAUGUUACUUUAUUAAGAAUAUUUUUAUUUUUAGAUUCAGUAUAAUAGACUGGUAUUUGCAAUCGUAUGUUUAGUUACUAUAACAUCUUUUAGGCCCUCCCAAGCCAAUCUUAGAGUAUUUGAAGCCAGACUCGACCGGCGUGACCUUUGCCAUGCUCUCGCCCAUCAAAGCAGGUAUCUCUUACUACGUGGAAUACUACGAAGCAGCGGACAGCGACCAAGCCAGCUAUGUCGAGACUAGCCAGAGUGCCCUGAGGAUAAAGGGCUUAUCACCUAACACAAGGUACGAACUGAAGGUGGUGGCCCUGUUCCGAGGAACUCCGUCCAUUCAACCGCUCACCGUCCAAUUUAAAACCAAAGGUAAACAGUUACUUCGUAUGUUGUUUGCGGUUGUGAGCGACGCAUUAACCAUGUUCUUUUGUAGAAAUACCACGCUCUAACGAGAACAAACACCGCCGACCGGUUAAGCCGUUCCAGUACAAUCAGAAUAGUCAGGUAAAGAUAAAAGGGCAGUAAAUAGGUGCAGUGUAGAUAUAUAUAGACAGUAGAAACAACAGAUAUAUGCUUAAAAGGAGUAUAAUAUGUAAAUAUUACUGUUCUAUAACAGUACAAGACAAAAUAUACGUUUCAGGGAGUAACAUCACCAUUCACACUGUAUCAACCAAACCAACAACCACAGUAUCCUCAACAUCACAGUAUACCUGCAGCACCUUCUCAACAGUACGGUAUACCAUCAGUACAGUACCAAGUGAACCAGCCGACUGCUCUGAAUGGGUACCAAAGUGUAAAUCAACUCUCCCAAAAGAUACCAAACCUUCAAAGUAAUGUAGGCUAUGUCAUUCCAACAACUACAGUAAGCUCUUUAAAUGAGUACGAUCGAAUAGUACAACAAAUUCUGGGUACUACACCACCAUACGUAGCUGGUACGACAUCUUCCUAUGGUACUACACCUUCGUUUGUUGUAGAACCAAAUGUUCACAGUAUAGUUGAUAACAGCUACAAAUACAGUAAUCAGUCGGCCUUUUACAGUAACCCAGCAUUACAGAACCAGUUAUACGGUAAUCCAAAAGCUGUAAGUCUUCAGACCGAGAAUACUGUAAACAACCCUUCUGUCGACUUAAACCAACAACAGUCUAGUUAUGGUACUGUAGAGCAGUCUACAAGCUACAGUAACAACAAUCAACAUUUAAUACCACCAAGUAAACUACCUGACUUAACAGUAAAACCGCAGAGUGAUGUGUACCCAGUGUUACCUAAUCGAUGGCCAGAAAGUGCACCAGAAGCCGUUAUUGGAAGGGUACCAGACACUCCUAGUGCACCAUUGUUCAAAGUGAAAUCAUUUCAAAUAGUACCAGAAGCACCAUUCGUUGAGAAAACUCAAGAGGUUCCAAACGUACCAUUAUACAAAGUAGAACCUUUUGACAAGACACCAGAAGUACCAGUUGAUAUAAUAGUACGAGGACCAGCGGUACCCAUUGAUACAAUGGUUAAAGUGCCAGAAGUACCAGUUGAUUCAAUAGCAAAUGCACCAGCUAUCAAAACUGUAAAUCAGCCAAAGUCAGAGUCAAGUGGUACUGUAAAAGAUGGUUACUUUGCAGUAUUUGUAACUGCUUCAUUAGGUACUACAACAACUACAGUACCCCCACUAGUCCAAAAUAUGGUUACAGUAACCAAUCCAGAAGUUAUUCCCAAGGAUAAUUUUGAAGAUAAAGUAGAAGUAAAGGACAAAGCAGAUAAAAACAUAGAACCCUUUACCAUGACAUACACAGUAACCCAAGCCACUACUACCGUACCAUUGAUCGUAUUCACAAAAACAACUACAGUAACCCCAGUGACAAAAGAGAUCGAUGGAGAAGAUACCGUAGUAGGUAACGACUUUGUAGAAUAUACUACUCCAAAGAGUACCAGUACCACUGCUACUAGUGCCAUUCUGAUCGUAGAUGCUCCAGAAGACCUUGGCUACGUAGACCCCAAAGAUCCGAAGACAAAUAAAGACAGUAAAGAUGAGGUGACCUUUGUGGAUGAAGAUACCAUCAAUGACAAUGUUAAAGAUACGACGACAGACAAAGGUACAGUAGAAGAGAAACAAGAUACUGUAGUCAAAGAAGAAGAGGACGACAAGAUUACUGUAACACGAGAACAUCAGAAGAUACGCUUGGACUGGACUAUUCCAGAAACAGUAUUCUGCGACAACUACCUGAUUAACACGACCGUCGUAUCUUUGAAGAUACCGAAGAGUUUCACCGUAGUAUCUCAGAAUACAAACAGCUAUAUCAAGAUGUACAACGGCCAUCUUGUCUUAGUCAGAGUGUCAUGUAUGUUGGAGAACUCGGUAUCCAACACCUGGUCUGCUCAAAGAUACGUCGACUUCAGGAGUAAGUUAACGCCUAAAGCAAUAUUAGCAGGAGUUCCGAAGUUAAAUGUUUGUUAUGGUUAUUGCUAUUCAUAAUUAUGUCUAUUAUUCAUAAUAAAGUAGACUUUUUAAUGGUUUUGCCAUUUCAGAGCCAGAACCAGUAAAAGGACUUCACAUACGAGAAGUUACUACGGACGAGUUCUACGUGGCUUCUGUAAUAUUGGAAAUCGACGAGGUAUCAGACACGAAUAACAAGUACGAUGUCAUUGUUACAUGGGGAUUGGGAAAAGUAAGUGAAAUACUCCAAUUUACUUUGUCCAAAUGUUUAGGUAUACCACUACUUUCUUUUCAAAACGCUCAAUUCCUUAUUUUGAAGCAAUGUUUAACGUAAAACAAUAUAAAUCACAAAUGUUUUACAUCAAUUCUGGUCGAAAACUGUUUUGCCAAAAACAAAAUAUUGUAAUUGGAGCAGAAUGCCAACAACUUUUAGUUGGAAAGUCGUUUCAAAGCGCAAGACAAUGUCUCAUGUCGCUUUAUUUCUGAAAAAAAGUUAAAAAUAAGGAACUGAUUCAUGGCCUAGUUAGUAAUUUACAUUUCUUUUACUGUUUACAGAUUUAUUAUUAAUUUACAUCAAACGUUUUUUAAUACUAUUAUUUUUAAACCGUGUUUUCGAUAUUAUCCUUGACGUUAUUUUAGAAAGUGAUCUCCACAAAUCAGCUCAGCUUCACAGGUCAAUCUGUUUUCAAUGUCAGUGGACUAGAACCAGCACGAUUGUAUACAUUCUCUAUCAGAAACGUGUCUCGAGACACCAGUAUAGAAAGUGCUCCAAUUGGGAUUCGUCAAAUUACUGGUAAGAUCAAGUUACUUUUAACAAUUUCAAAGACAAUAUGAAUCCUUUGAAAUUAUACUUUUAAGCCUUUGUAAUAUAAGUGGACUGUACCCAAAUCAAAUUAAAAUAGUUAUUACAUGUUUAUUUCUAAUGAAUUGUUUCAGCACCAAUAAUAACAUCGACUUUGUAUCCUGGACAAAUCUCAUCGUAUGCCAUUAAUGUCAACUACGAUGACAGUGCGCCGGAGCAUACCUUUGAACACUACGAGCUUAUGUUUAUUGGGAAUAGCAAGAACAUCACCAAGAAGUUGGCCAAGAAAGACCCGAAGACCUUUACCUUCAACAAGUUGAUACCUGGCAAGACCUAUACCUUCAUAUUGUAUACUGUGUACAAGAAUGUGAAGAGUCGACCGGUAACUCAGGAUAUAACUACUUGUAAGUCAUAUUUAUUCUAUUGAUAAUUGUGAUUAGUUUUGUUAUAUUAUUUGUUUUUGGUUUAGAUUAUUAACUUAUAUUGUAGUAGAUUAGUGUUUUCGUAUAAAUUUAUACAUUUGAUAUUGUCUAUGUUUAGAUCCUUUGAAAGCGAGGAAGUUUAAUGCUAUGGUAGGCCCUGGUUACGCUACAUUAACAUGGGAAGUCGAGAACGUUGCCAACAAUGAUUGUCAGUUCAGAUUAGAGUAAGUUGCUUUUGUGUCUAAAGUGUUUUUGUUUUGUUUAUAAAGUAUUGUAACCUUAAGUUACUUUACGAACUAAUACUGGUUUGAUGUACAAUCUUAUCUAAUAUAUGUUUCUCAAUAUUGGAAAUGUUGUUUUUGUUGCUAUAUAACUUUAGAUACGCUUCGACGUCGAACAGCGGGAUACAGAAGUCGCAGAAGGUGAAGUUACAAGACGUAAACAUGUACAGGUUUACUGGGUUACACUUUGACACUUACUACACAUUCACAAUUACAGUAUUAAUGGGAAAAGGCGACGCUGUAGCGGAAUCUGAAUCAGAAAUGAUCACGGUCGGAUUCAAGUCACGACGUAAUACUUUAAUUGAGUUGUCCUUUUUUGUAAAAUAUAAUAUAUAUGACAAAUUGUAAUUAUGGUAUAUAUGAUAGUUUUAUAUUUUUUGUGGUAUUUUUCAUGGUUAUCUUGUAAUUGAUAUACAACUUAUAAUGUAAAGUAAUAUUGGUUUUUCAGCUACUUCAUUCCCCACAUUGAAGCGACAAGGGAGUCGCGAGAUGUUGUUAACUUUUGAGAACGAUCCUCGACUCUUCGCAGAUACAAAUGGUGUUGUGGAUAACUUUGCUGUUAUUGUCACUCAAGAUCCAGAAGUAAGUUCAUCUAGGCUAGAAAACCUACUGUAGAGAACUUGCAUUGUAACCCUAAAGGCUUUGUUAUAGUUGAGCUACUUAAGAAAAUUUAAUUAGCUUUGUCUUGACUUAAUAUGUGAAUUUAGCUUGGAGGAGAUGGAUACGAACUCAAGAGUUACUAUGACAUAAAGGACGAGGAAGUGUGGCCAGCUUACCGUACCUCCCACUCUAAUUACAAUCCCUUUAAGCGAGGGUCUUCUCGAGUUGCCACUUUUGUCAUCGGCGAAGAAGAUUGCGACAGAAGGAAGUUGAACGAAACUGUAGGUUUUGUAUAUACUAUAAUAUAUAUAUAUAUUAACAUUAGAGUUAACUGUGUAUGGUACUGUAUUUAAUAUGUUGCUUUAGUACUGUAAUGGUGUUCUGAAAAGUCACGUCGAUUACUACGCAAAGGUACGAGCUUACAUGGUGACGAACAUAGCGAUGGAAACAGAAUGGGUAUCAGUGAAGGGUGUUGUCGAUGAUACUCCACAUGAAAGUGAGUAA